GCAGUAACGGAGAAUGACACUUUUGCGUUCGGCUCUGGUACCAAGCCGUACACGGCAGUUCUCGUCCUGAAGCUGGUCGCAGAGGGCAAAGUCGAGCUGGACAAGCCUGCAGCCACUUACGUGGACGGUGUCCUUCAGCGCUUGAACGGCACCUCCAUGGUGGGACUGUUUGGGCAGCAAGCGUUACACGUCACUGUCGGUCAUCUCCUGCGCAUGCAAAGUGGCCUCAACGAUUUUGACGUGCCCGACUUUGACAAGGCACUUCUGCAGCAUGGCGACACGCUGCACAGCCCCAUGGAGUUCCUGCAUGGGGCAGCCAAGCAAAGCCCAGUCUUUCUUUGCGACCCGGGUGCCUGCACAAGCUAUACCAGCACCAACUACAUCCUGGCCGGCUUUGUGGCCUUGGGAGCUAGCGGAGGGACGGACUGGUCAGCUCUGGACCAGAACCAGAUCUUCCCCAAGUCAGCAGGUGAGAAGUACCGGCAGUGUACGUUCGCAGACAAGGGCCAGCUCAACAAUAGCCUGACCAUUGCAGGUGCCUCUGGCGGGUUCUUCCGCCACACCCGCGUGAGCUCCCAGGAUGCCUCCAUCCUCGGCUGGACUUGCGGUAACCUGAUCUCCCCCGCCUCGGCUGCAGCGGAAUUCUUCUACGACCUGCUCGUGGCCAAGCAGAUCAUUCCUGCAAAAAUGGUGGAUGCCAUGCAGGACUGGCGGCCUUUGAACGUUGGAUGGGCCAAGGGUCAGAUCCAGUAUGGCACUGGUCUGAUGAUACAGCAGACCAGUUGGAAUGCAACCUACCCGCCAGUCUUGGGCAGCUGGGGGUCUUAUGUGGGCCACGGAGGAGACACUUAUGGCUUCCUGUCAGAGAGCGGCGUCCUCCCUCAGUUUAAUGCAUCCUUUUCUGCCAUCGCGAACCAGGACUACAUGGGCACCUUCGUGAAGAAUCUCCUCGUGUGCAGCAUCAUCGAAGUGGCAGCCAAGGUGAUCCUGGAUGAGGAGAUCUACUUGAAGUGUGGCAUUCAGCCCUUCCCAACUGAGGUGGUUGUGUAG
Messenger RNA from Symbiodinium sp. CCMP2456, 1050 nucleotides. Lineage: Eukaryota; Dinophyceae; Suessiales; Symbiodiniaceae. The record is from the annotation of a GenBank genome assembly.